GAGACUUCAACAAGAAAUGACUACAUUUUCAAAUGAUUUUUCGAGUAUGCCAUAUCGUAGGUUAUUGAAAAAUUACCCCCCAAUUUUGAAUGACUCAGUUGGACUAUUGGGGCGACUGGCAAUCACGAUUUCUUCCUUCGGCGUCUGCGUAGCGUUCACGGCCUUGUCCCUCUACAUCUCGUUCCUGCGCUCGUGGCUCACUACAGUUCUUCUGGAGGUGGCGCCGCUGUUCGAGUUCUUCCUGCGCGCAUCGGUCAGCGCCUACGUGGACUAGGGAAACAUGGACGCAAAUCUAAAGGAGACCGAGUACGACGUGCUGCUCGUGGGUACAGGCAUGGUGGAGGGAAUCCUGGCAGGGUAAGACAACACAAAAGUUUAGGCUAGUGCUAAACUUUUUUUUUCAUUUCUAUUGCAAAUGAAGUGGCAAAAACACUGAUUUUGUGGUCUUGAUUAUCUAAAGCGCAUUGGCACGAAUCGGCAAGAAAGUGUUGCAUCUGGAUCAGAAUGAUUACUACGGCAGCAACUACGCGUCCUUCCCAUUAGCUCAGUUCCUGCGAUGGACGAAGAACGAGGCCACUGCUCCUCGCAAUUUCGGUGACGAGGAUGAAAAUGGUGAAAAUGAGUGCAUUUCCACUGCAAAAUCCUCAAAUAACAAGGAGAAACAGCAGGUUUUGCCAAUGAAAAGCUCAUUCGAGUGCCGUCUAUUGGAAGAAGGUUUCUCAGACGAUGCCACAAAGGAAGAACUGGUGCAAAAAUCCUCUUCCUUCAGUAUCGACGUGAACCCUCGACUCAUGUUGUCAUCGGAACAGCUUGUGGAGACCUUAAUCACCUCCGGAGUGGGGAGAUACCUCGAAUUUGCUGCCAUUGAACGCACAUACGUGCAUUUCCAGCCUACAGACAACAGUACAGAGCCCGAUACGGUGUGGGAAGUGCCGUGCUCCAAGAAGGACGUGUUCCAGAGUAAAUUACUGGGAAUGGUGGAGAAGCGGCAACUCAUGAAGUUUUUACAGUUCGUGGCUGACUAUGGCGAGACGCACAUUCUGCACGAAGACGUGAAGACCAAGAACGAGCGGUCUUUAGCUCUCGGUCGCGCGUUAAAGAGGCCUCAGAACAAAGCCAGUCAAGCUGACACGGAUGCCGAGCUUGUGGCAUAUCUUGACAAUCCUUUUCAAGAAUUACUGGAAAAACACUUUAAACUUUCUGUAAAGUUGCAACAAGUGGUGGUGUAUUGCGUCGGGUUAGCCACUUUUCCAGCCUCGAAGAACCAGAUCUCGGCUCGUGACGGUCUCGCUGCGGUGUACCGGUAUGUGGCGUCUAUCGGUCGGUUUACCGGUACGGCAUUUUUAGCGCCGCUUUACGGUAUCAGCGAGUUGGCGCAGAGUUUCUGUCGACUUAGUGCGGUAUACGGCGGUAUUUACGUGCUUCGAGCUCCUAUUAACGGGUUUGUACUGGAUAAUGAGACCAGGACGCUCACUGGCGUGCGUUGUAGUGACGGCGACGUGCUCCGUACCAAGCACGUGGUGACCAACGGCAGCUAUGUUGACUGUCUUCGGCUUAAUAACGUGUCUAAACGUGCGCAUGGAGAGCUUUUACGAGGUGUUUUCGUGCUGAAAUCCUCCCUACGUGACGGGAUGAACCGCAUUAUGCUCGUAAUCCCGCCGGAAGACAGUGAGUUCAACAACCCGUUCGCUAUUCAAGUUGUUCAGCUUGAUGUGGGCGCGUAUGCGUGUCCGAAAGGAUACUUUCUCGUGCAGAUUUCCAUGCCGUUACCCACGGAUUGGUUCGAGGACAAAGAGAAGCAAGCAGAGUUGAUGAAAAGUGUCAUUCGACGUCUAAUUUUGAGCUCGGAAGCUGAAAAACGAGCGAAAAACAAGGCGAAAGAAGCGGAAAAUGUUGAGAAUGAUGCGACUGAGCAAAAUUGGAGCGACCGGAUCGCCUGGCGUGCCAUCUUUACUAUGGAUCACCUGGCAUCCGGUGAUAUCAAUGUUAGUGCGAAGGCUAAAGAUCUCCCUAGUAACGUCUGGGUGUGUGAGACGGUUACGGGGGAAUUACAGCAGAAUAAGGGUGUGUGUCCGUUAGAAAUUCAUUUAGAGAGUGCGAGCGCUAAUGCACGCGCUAUCUUCGAGGCGUUGUGUCCCGGCGAGCCUUUUUUGCCCAAGAGCGCGAGUGCUGAGCAAGCGGAACAGGAAGAGCAGGAAAGCGAGGAAGACGCUGUGCUGCGAGCGGCGCAGAAACUCGCGCAGCAGACGGUGACUGAGGGACAAACUAAAGAAGGUAGCAACGGUAGUGAGAGUGCUGGCAGUGACAAGGCUACCGCUGAUGCAGUGGAAGCCAAUGAUGAAAUGGCUAGCUCGGCUGCCACUGACGACCACUGAACUGGUUUAAAAGCACUGAAAACACACGUCCGAACUUGUGGACGGCUUGCCACUACGUUCUGUCAUUACUUGUCCACAUUCACGCGAAAGAAAUCAUCGGUUAAAAGGUGAUUUAUUGCGUAUUGAAAAUAUUAGACAGUGCAACACCAUGUAGAGGUCGUUGUUGCUUGGCGAACGUACGCCAUACAAUUCGGACCAUCAUCGCAUCCACCGCAACUUCGACGUCAACUCUUCUUGUGCUUGGACCGGCUAGUUGAAGAGAUUGAAGUAUCAGUUAAAGCGAAGGAAAAUCUGCUGGUAAACCACAUCCUCUUUUUGGCCUUGGUCAGCAUGACCGAGGCGGUAUCGCAGUCCCACGUGAUAUUCCUA
Phytophthora nicotianae INRA-310 is the source of this 2744-nucleotide messenger RNA. RefSeq lists its product as hypothetical. Bases 678 to 2375 code for a protein of 565 amino acids. The record is from RefSeq and is a predicted model, not a curated record. Gene Ontology annotation, biological process: protein geranylgeranylation; vesicle-mediated transport; small GTPase-mediated signal transduction. The transcript is spliced from 2 exons. Gene Ontology annotation, cellular component: cytoplasm; Rab-protein geranylgeranyltransferase complex; cytosol. Gene Ontology annotation, molecular function: GDP-dissociation inhibitor activity. Lineage: Eukaryota; Oomycota; Peronosporomycetes; Peronosporales; Peronosporaceae.